Molecule: messenger RNA, 672 nt
Organism: Pseudocercospora fijiensis CIRAD86
Lineage: Eukaryota; Fungi; Ascomycota; Dothideomycetes; Mycosphaerellales; Mycosphaerellaceae
Exons: 2
Coding region: 1-672 (223 amino acids)
Source: RefSeq, a predicted model, not a curated record
AUGGAGAGCGAUUCUACCGCAAAGGGAGACCGUACGGCGUAUGAUACGGAUGGAGCGUUGGUCGAGCACACCCGCGGCGACUUGAUUCCCGAGCCAGAGCCUGCUUAUAUCCCGGAUGGUAUACCAGAUGAUGAACGGGAAGCGCAGGAGCUUCAUCAAGUGGCAAGUGAGCCUCGAGAACGAAUUAGUCGCAUUCUGAGCCCUGGAACAACAGCGCAAGAGUCUUGGUUUGGUCCUGUGAAGAACUUCUGGAGGCAUCACGUUAGGAUUGAUGUGCCGCACGUGGAUUGCAGAGAUCAUCUUGCAAACGAACGCACCUUCCUCGGCUACCUCCGAACCUCCGUAGCCCUAUCCAUGCUCGGAACGAUGAUAGCCCAACUCUACCGCCUGCAGCACUCCCCCAAACCCAACCCUGUUUUCGGGUACUUCGUCCUCGGCAAGCCGAUCUCAGCCAUUCUGCAGUGUAUGGCACUAUGCAUGCUGUUACUCGGUGCGAUAAGAUAUUUUCGACAGCAGGCGGCGAUGGCGAGGGGGAGGGUGUAUGCGGGAGGGUGGGAGAUGUGGGUGAUUGUUGGGGGGAUGAGUUUGGUGAGUCGUGAUUUUUAUUUGAGAUUAUUGGGGGGGAGGGGAGGGGAGGUGGAUGUGAGGGGUGGGGUGGUGGUGGUGGUGUAA